UAAAGCGGAAGGUGAAACUAUGCUAAGCUAAGCUAGGCUAGGCUAAGCUAAUGUUAGCGUGUUGAUGAGCGGGUGAGAGUGAAGGUAAUGGCGUUUAUCCCGGCCUGUGUGUGAGUGAGUGACCGCUGUCAGGAGACUUUUCAUCGGAUGAUAAUUUAUUACACUGAGCGCUGUUCUGUACGGAGCUGCAGCGGCUGUAGUGACAGUAAUGUCGGGGGAUUGCGAGGGCUUUGACCGGGCUCCCGGUGCAGGACGGGGCCGGGGGAAGGUGAGCGGGCCCGGGCUAACAGAUGUAAACAAACCCCGGCAGCCGCAGAUCGGAGACGGAGCGGCGGUGUUUACUCAGUGUGAACCGCUCCGACAACCGCGCACCCCGGUACCCACAUCACCCAUAACACCCACAUCACCCAGUGUACCACCUGUACCCACAGUAUCCACAGUACCCAGUGCUGAGAGGACAGACAGCAGAAAAGCGUCCACACCAUCAAACUCAGAGUCCAGCAACAGCAGCACAGCGGCUGUAAAAACACAAGCUACACAACCUGUGUUCCAUCAGUCCAGCCUGUCAGCCAGCGCCCCCGAGUUCUACCCCUCCACCUACCUGCCAGCUCAGGACGAGUACUACGAGGACUACGGUUAUGAUGAAGCCGGAUUCGACGGCUACUACCCCGAGAUGUCUCUGGCGGAUCUGGUACAGGAUAUCCUGGCCCACCUGGACUCGUCCCCCGGCUCCUUCGAGUCAGAGGUGGAGCAGAUCGCGGCCACGUUGAACUCCUGGGUGACCACGGAGGAGACGCUGAAGGAGCUGGUGGAGCUCAUCUUCACCCAGUCCACGUCCAUGUCUAACUUCACCUACACCGGAGCUCGACUCUGUAACGUCCUGUCCCACCGUCUGGUUCUGAGUCCGGCCAGCGGCAACUUCAGACAGCUUCUACUGCAGCGCUGCAGGGUGGAGUUUGAGCAGAAGAACAAGGCUCUGGAGGGCGACCCUGAGACUCGGAGGAGGUUUCAUACCUACGUGGUGUUCCUGGGGGAGCUCUACCUGAACCUGGAGGUGAGAAGCGGUCCGCCCAAGGGUCCGCCCACUCGAGCAGAGAUACUUCUGAUAGCGCUGAGGGAGCUGAUGGACCUGCUCUUCUCCAAACCUGACGACGGCAACCUCAUCUGUGCUGUCAAACUGCUGAAGCUGACCGGCUCGGUUCUGGACGACACGUGGAAGGAGCGUGGUAAAUCUGACAUGGACCAGCUGAUUCAGAGGAUGCUGAACAUUGUGCUGGACACUUCAUGCAGCAGACACGUGAAGGAGAUGCUGUUGAAGCUGGUGGAGUUGAGGUCCAGUAACUGGGGGAGGGUUCAUGCAGCCGCGGCUUACAGCGAGGCCACGCCCGACACCGACCCCAACUACUACAUGAAUGAACCCACCUUCUACACUGCAGAUGGCACUCCAUUCACAGCUGCAGAUCCAGAAUAUUCGGAGAAGUAUCAGGAGAUUUUGGACAGGGAGGAUUAUUUCCCAGAGUUCUUUGAGGAGAACGGCAAUGACGCGCUUUAUGCUGAUGAAGACGAGAUGGAACCCGAGAUCGAGGAGGCGUUCGAGAAGUUCUGCCUGGAGACCGAGAGGAAAAAUUCAUAACGUGUUGUAGCACUUCAUCAGAACUGAACCUGAAGAGUCUGAUCCGAGCACCACCACCACCAAAAUCCAAAGCAGCUUUUAUUUGAAUUGAUUUGAGAUGGUUUGGGCGUGGCUCCUCCUGGUUUGGGAGGUUUUUAAUGGCAGUUUGUUUUUAUUUGUGUGUGUUUGGGUUGUUUGGCGUUUGCAGUGUUUUUCUUUAAUCUGAGCAGCAGCAGCAUCUCGAGUGAUGGAUGAGAAUCGAUCUGCUGUACGUCGGCUCUGGAGCCGCCGUCACUGUUUAAAUCUUUUAUUCCUAUAAAAAUGUUUGGUUUAUUAAUCCUGAGAUCAGAUCCAGCAAAAAACAGAUUUAAACCCUGAAAUCCUUUCUAGAGUGGUGCAGAGGAAUGUUUAUUUUAUUAAAGGAUUGUAAAUAUCAUUAUGUACCUUCAAUAAAUCUUUAGAAAAG
This is a messenger RNA of Trichomycterus rosablanca, 2078 nucleotides long. RefSeq names its product poly(A) binding protein interacting protein 1 (gene paip1). The record is from RefSeq and is a predicted model, not a curated record. The transcript is spliced from 11 exons. Gene Ontology annotation, biological process: regulation of translational initiation. Bases 209 to 1633 code for a protein of 474 amino acids. Lineage: Eukaryota; Metazoa; Chordata; Actinopteri; Siluriformes; Trichomycteridae. Gene Ontology annotation, molecular function: RNA binding; translation activator activity; protein binding.